UCCAGUGCGCCCGACCCCCAUAGUCCAGGAAGUAGUGUGCUGGUCAAUCUUGUACACUUGCAAUUAGUGGCAUCGGUGAACAGGGCACAAAAAAAUUCCAGAAAGAUCACUUUGGUACCAAUUUAAAGUCACGAAAAGUAAAAAUUUAACCAAAGAUUACCAUGAAACAGCCAAAUAUUUUAGUUACUGGUACUCCCGGCGUUGGAAAGACCUUCCUGUGCCAAAAACUAUCGGAACAUUUGAAUUUCCAGUGGCAAAACGUGUCCGAUAUCGUGAGCGAACAUGGCUUCGUGGAAGAGUACGACGAGGAAUUCGAAUGUCCGGUGUUAGAUGAGGACAAACUGCUGGAUUAUCUGGAACCGAUUAUGCAACAGGGAGGCAACAUUGUGGAAUAUCACAGCUCGGAAUUCUUCCCGGAGCGCUGGUUCGAGGCGGUCUUUGUGGUGCGCUGUUCCACUUCAUUGCUGUACGAACGGCUACAGGCCCGUGGCUACAAUGAGCGGAAGGUGAAAUCAAACAUGGAGUGCGAGAUAUUCCAGAUUCCGCUAGACGAAGCCAAAGAUUCGUACCGUUCAGAGAUCAUCCAAGAGCUGCAGAGUGACAAGGAUGCGGACCUGGAGGAGAACAUCAAACUGGUGGACGAUUGGCUAGAACGCUGGCGAAGUACUCAGAAAGGGUCCAAGAAGUAGAUCUAAUUUUAGACUUAAUCAAACUUUUCUUCUACAAAACAAAAAAUAUGCAUUUGCAAAGAAAAUUUACAAUCAAGAGAGAGAGAGGGAGAGAAAAAAAGCUAAAUUGCAGAACUGAGUUUCCAAACAUUGAAUACGGAAAGUAUACCCACCUUUUUAAAGCGAAAAGAAUCAAAAAGUAAUCGAUUUGGUUUAUUCAGAACGUAAAUAUCAUUAUGCGUUCAGUUUUUGUGUAAUAAGCGCGGCUACCGCCAAGUAUUUUAUAAAUCGAAUUUUUGGCCUAUCAAAAUUGUUACGCGGAAUUAAGUUUACACUUCGCCAAGUUUUGUCUUAAGAAAUUAAAAUGCAAACAAUCUAAACGA
Messenger RNA from Uranotaenia lowii, 1051 nucleotides. RefSeq names its product adenylate kinase isoenzyme 6 homolog (gene Ak6). Gene Ontology annotation, cellular component: nucleus; cytoplasm. The transcript is spliced from 3 exons. NCBI's taxonomy places the organism in Eukaryota, Metazoa, Arthropoda, Insecta, Diptera, Culicidae. The record is from RefSeq and is a predicted model, not a curated record. The coding region runs from base 162 to 689 and encodes 175 amino acids. Gene Ontology annotation, molecular function: ATP hydrolysis activity; ATP binding; AMP kinase activity.